AUGCUAAACAGGCCGAUUUCACUAAUACCUGUCACUCUCCGCGAAGCCGCCCUCGACUCCCCCACCUUCCGCGGUACCGUCGUCCACUAUGCCGAGCAAGUCACACUCGUCGAGGCCUGGCUCGAGGAGUACAUCAAGGCAACAUCCCGUCUCAGCGCCGGCGUCAGCGCACUCGAGGGCCUAAUCAAUACAUACAUCACCGCCGGAAACCCUGUCGGACUUUCGGAGAGCAUGAUGGACCACGACUACACCCUCUUGGCACUAACGCGGUACGCUGAGGGGUCAAAGAGCUUCUGGGGCGCGGUCAUGGCGGGCGCACAGAAGACGGAGGCAAGCGUCGUGGAACCGCUGCUGGCAUUCCAGAAGCGGGAUCUAAAGACUUUCAAGGAAAUCCGACGCACCCUUGAAACUACGCAAAGCCGAUACGACCUACUUCUGAGCCGCUACUCCGCCCAAAGCAAAACGAAGGAACCGUCAUCCCUCCGUGAAGACGCAUUCCAGGUCUACGAGGCCCGGAAGCUCUACAUCCGCAGCUGCCUCGACUUCUGUGUGGCCGCACCAACGUUCCGUGCGGCGCUCGACAGAGUCCUUGUCAAGAUCUUCUCGGACCAGUCGCGCGAGCAGCUACGCAUUCGCCGCGACGGGACCUCGAUGGAGCGCCAUGCGGCGGAGAUCGACCGUGUGCGUGCAUGGUCGGAAGGCAUGGAGGCCUCCGAGCAGAUUUUCCGGAAGGAGCUCGUCGGCGCGCGCAAAGAGCUCGAGGAUCGAGCGAAGCGUGACUGGCAGCCCGCGAGGGAUCUCGAGGAGUAUGCGGUGAGCACGGUGCCGUAUCUGACGAGCCGGCCGAAUGUGCCGGAGGAGAAGGAGGGCGAGAAGACGCCCAGCGUCAAGCAGGGCUGGCUGUUUAUGAGGGUUUUGGCGGGGAAGCCGGGGGCGAGGACAUCAUGGAUCCGGCGGUGGUUCUUUGUGAAGGAUGGCGUGUUUGGAUGGCUUGUGCAGGGCUUCAAGGAUGGCGCCAUGGAGGAGAGCGAGAAGAUCGGUGUCCUCCUGUGCAAUAUCAAGCCGGCAUUCCAGGAGGAGCGGAGGUUCUGCUUCGAGGUCAAGACGAAGGAUACCACUGUGCUGCUGCAGGCAGAGACGCAGAUGGAGCUGAUGCAGUGGCUGGCGGUGUUUGAACAGGCGAAGCGGACGGCGGUCGAGAAUGCUACGAGUACAAGUAACACUCAGGCCUUCUCGAUCAUUCCCCCGUCUGCAGCAAUCCCGGCGGCGGAGCCAGCAUAUAUCACAAAGGGACACGACGGGACAACGGCAUCGGCCGCAGUAUCAACAAAUAAAGACAGCCACACCCUCGGCGCCUUGCAUCUUCCCCGGCACCUCCAUGUCCGCCGCAACGAUGAUGACGACAUGCGCUUGAUCGCGGCCAAUACCAUGCCCGCCGACACCACCACCCGCGCAACCUCAAUCGACAUCUCCAGCUCGGAUGCCACCCCCAUCCCGUCCAACACCCGCGAGAAGAUCGCUCAGAAACUCGACAUUGGCCGCAAGCCUGCCACCAACGAUCGCUCGCUCAGCCCGUCCCCCAGCCCCGCCACUCCCCUCCAAGCUGUCUCCGGCGCCGGUUUCAGCGCCCUCAUCUCCGCAUCACACAACGCCCUCCCCUUCCACCCCUCCGGCGACACCACCCGCUUCGGCGACACCACCACGACCCUCGCCCCAACCACCCUCGCAAACACCCCCGCCCCCGUAAUGCUCUCCAAGGCCGCGGCCGUGACCUCAGGCCCCGCAAUGAACCCCAACCACCCCGCCGACCUCUUCAAGGGCCACCGCAAGACCCAGUCCCUCGACACCGACAUCGGGCUGUCGCACGCACACGGGGGCUCCGGCGCCGCGCCCUUAGAGGGCACAUACCCGCCGUCGUACCCGACCGAGCUCGUCGCGCAGGACGCCCACUUCCGCACUCUGUUCCCGAUGCGCGGCGGCGACGAAAUCGUGCUCCUCGUCUUCCGCGCGACCUGGACCGCCAGCGCAACACAGGAGCUGCCCGGACGAUGCUACGUCACGGCGAAGCGAGUCUACUUCUACAGCCACUAUCUAGGCCUGGUGUUCACGAGCGUGGUCUCGCUGACGCACAUCACGGAGGUGACGGCGUCGCCGGGGCGCGACUGCGACCACCUCUUCCUGCACCUGCACCCGGACCCCGACGACAAAGAGAGCGUGCUCGAAGACACAGGCGAGGACGAGCGCGUCGUCGUCAAGGUCUUCCUAGAGCCCGUGCGCCUGCUCCAGCGGCGGCUGCUCUUCCUUGUGAAGGCGCGCCACGAGGAGGCCGAGGGCGGGGACAAGCUGGGCAACGCGGAGGCGCUCACGGCGCUGCUGAAGCUCGAGAAGGAGGAGGAGGAGGAGCACCGCGGGGCGGAUACGGAGAGCUGGGAGGACCUCGGCGAGGAGAAGGUCGAGACGCAUGUGACGCAGAGGGGAAUCGAUGGAAGGGUCAAGGAGGUGACGAGGGUCAGGCUGCCCGCAAUGCCGAUCGAUUAUAGGCCCAGGGGCAUGGCGCGCGUGUCGUUUGAGAGGGAGUUUGAUGUGUCGCCGAAGGCGCUGUUUCAUGUUAUGUUUGGGGACCGGAGUUGGGUGUGGCAGAGGCUGUAUUUUGAGAGGAGGGCGCAACAUAUUCAACAGAGUCCGUGGAGAUCCUCGGGGACGGGGCAGACGCGGAGGGAGUUUGGGUAUGAGAUUGACUACAACGGGCUGAUUGGCGGGCGGAAGAAGAGCAGAGUAAACGACUACCAGACCAUUGAGCUACAAGACGACCACCUGGUCUACGUAGUCGCGGAUCGCAAAACACCAUGGCAUCUCCCGCACCGCGAGCGCUUUAUGCUCGUGACGAAGAUUGUCAUCUCACACGUGGCAAAGAGCAAGUGUAAGCUCUCGAUCUGGACGGCCGUCGAGUGGUCCAAUGCGCCGGCAAUUUCAAAAGGCAUUAUCCAGCGCCAGGCCCUCGACGACCUCGACCUCGACGCACUGGACCUCGGCGACAUCGUCGCAGACCAAGUGCGGAAACUAGGCACCAACGAGGGCCGCACCAAGACAGCCGUGCGGCUAUUUGGCGACGUAGGGGGCGAGCAGCCAACCGACGAGGCCUUCAUCCCACCCGGCGGAGGCCCGGGCCCGCUCGCAUCGGAGUUGGACCCCAGAGCCCCCAAGCUCCCCAUCAAGCAGCGCCGCCUCACGCGCAUGAUGGCCGAGACGGCGCUCUCGUUCCUCGAGAGCGCGGCCAGCAGCGUCAUCAUGUGGACGGCCGCGGGCGUUGGCAAGGCCUGGGAGGUGGUGACGGCGCAGCGCGUCAUCCUGCUGGUGCUGCUGGCGAGCGUGGUGUGGAAUGCGGUUGUGGGCCGCGGCGCGGUCGUCAGUUACUGGAAUGAGAAGAGGGCCGCGAGGUGGCUGGAUGAGGUCGGCGUCGCGCCGAAUGGGAUCAUGAGUAGGGCCGUGUAUCUGAGGGAUCUGGAGGAGGUUGCGAGUAAUGGGACGAUGAGCUGGGUGGUGGACGGGGAGAGCCAAUGUCAUACAGCCUUCCGCAGCCUGUCCGAAAGCACUGACAUGGACGCGCCCGCCACCACCGCCGCCCUCGGCUUCUCGUCGCCCUCGACGCGCGCCACCGCGCGCCGGCUGCGCCAGGGCCGCCAGCACCUCGGCUCGUACCGCCACGACCUCCUCGUCGCGAUGCGCGUCGUGAAUACCCUUGAGCGCGAGCUGCUCUGGGGCGAGUGGAGCAACUGGGUGAAGGAGGAGCUGGGGCGGUGUGCACAGGCGAGGGAGAUGCUGGAGGGGCAGGUGGAGGGCGAGGAGGUGGCGUGGCUGGUCGAGUAUUGUGGCAGUUGUGAGAAGGAGGGGAGGGUGGCGUUGAUUUCAUAG
Molecule: messenger RNA, 3912 nt
Organism: Morchella sextelata
Lineage: Eukaryota; Fungi; Ascomycota; Pezizomycetes; Pezizales; Morchellaceae
Exons: 9
Coding region: 1-3912 (1303 amino acids)
Cellular component (GO): endoplasmic reticulum; plasma membrane; cytoplasm
Molecular function (GO): protein binding
Source: RefSeq, a predicted model, not a curated record